UCGCAGUUUAGCUGCUUCACUCAACUCACUAUCCAAGUUCUUUACUCAGCGAGACUGUGAUUCUCGCGAGAAUCCCCCGGGUUUAUCGGCCUGGCGUGUCCACGCCUCCGUGUUCAUUGAGGGCGACAGCGGACUACCAGUGACGCUGAACGGCCUCCUCUCUUUCUUUCUCUCCUUCACUGGUACCCUUCCUCUUCCUCCCCCCAUCCGCCGCUCGUACGACCGGACGGUUUCUCUAAACCAUCAUGUCUACACCCUCAACUGCCACCGCCACACAUCCCGUUACGCAUCAUCACCAGCAUUACGGAUUUCCCCAUCAUCAAACAUACCUACCGAACCCUUCGUAUCCGACCACGUCUUCUCCGCACCUGAACUCGACUGUCUAUCCUUACGCCGUUCCUUCAACAACAGCUGCACUCCCAUACACCCAGUCCCCUCAUUCGGCCGCCGCGGCUUCGACCGCUACAAGUACCGCAGCCAUGCCACAGCCUCCGAAACCCGCUAGUACGGGGGUUUCGACCCAGAACGGGAGGCGGAAAAAACCAGACUGGGGCGAGUUUUACAAGAAUGGUAUACCAAAGGAGGUCAUUGUGAUUGAUGAUACACCUCCUCCUGACCAGUCUGCCGCCGCAUCGCGCACUUACCCGACCGCAUCUACCGCUCAGGUCGCGAAUGGCAAUACUGCCCAGCCUGCGGGUAAGAGACGACGCACCGGGAUCGAGACCGCAUACGAUCUAGGAUACUUUGAUCGUCCCUCAUUCUCCACGAACCCUCAGCAUUACGGCGAGGAGUCGUCUGCCGGGUCCCUCUCCACAGACCGCACCGCAUCGUUGCACACCACUGCUCCCACAUCUCUUUCACAGGGCAGUUCCGGUGCGAGCAAUGGUGCUUAUUAUGAAGACGCCAACGUCGGCCAGAAACGAAAGCGGGUGGCGACGCGAAAGUCUGUGCGGGAUCAACAAAAAAAAUUAGAGCAGGAGACGGCAACCGAUGCCUUCUUGAGUUAUAUACCUCCUCCCAAGCCACCUAUCAAGGCCAAGGAUGUGCCUGUGCCGGUUGUCCGUUCCUAUGCGAAUAGGGGCGAAAAAUACGACGAUGACGAUGGUCAUUACAUUGUCAAUCCCAAUACCCCUAUCACUGAUCGAUACUCGAUAAUCAAGCUUCUAGGGCAAGGAACAUUCGGCAAGGUCGUCGAAGCAUAUGACAAACAACGCAAAGCUCGCUGUGCUAUCAAAAUUAUACGUUCCAUCCAAAAGUAUCGUGACGCAUCACGGAUCGAACUCCGCGUACUUUCGACUUUGGCGUCCAAUGACAAGCACAACCGAAACAAAUGCAUUCACUUAAGAGACUGCUUCGAUUUCCGAAACCAUAUAUGUAUCGUCACAGACUUAUUAGGACAGAGUGUCUUUGAUUUCCUCAAGGGUAACGGGUUUGUCCCGUUCCCAAGCAGUCAGAUUCAGAGCUUUGCUCGGCAGCUUUUCACCAGCGUGGCCUUCCUUCACGACCUCAAUCUCAUACAUACAGAUUUAAAGCCUGAAAAUAUUCUCCUUGUCAAGAACGCGUACCAAACCUUUACUUACAAUCGCACUAUUCCUUCCUCAUCCACUGCAAUAUCGCGGAAUGCUCGUCAGAGACGUGUCUUGCUUGACAGUGAGAUCCGCCUCAUCGACUUCGGCUCUGCUACCUUCGAUGAUGAAUACCAUUCUUCUGUCGUUUCCACUCGACACUACAGAGCCCCCGAGAUCAUUCUCAAUCUUGGCUGGAGCUUCCCAUGUGAUAUUUGGAGUAUUGGCUGCAUCCUUGUCGAGUUCUUUACGGGCGAUGCUCUUUUCCAGACUCACGACAAUCUCGAGCACCUCGCUAUGAUGGAAGCCGUUAUUGGUGAGCGGAUAGACCCGAAGCUGGUCCGUCAAGUGAUGCAAGGUGGGCGGAAUGGUAACCAAAAUCAGGCGGCCAAGUACUUCGUCCGAAACCGUCUUGACUACCCAAAUGAAGAGACAACACGAGCCUCAAAGAAAUACGUGCAGGCAAUGCGUCGACUGACUUCGUUCAUGCCAACGAAUACCAAGUUCUACCGACUCUUCCUGGACCUAUUACAACGCAUCUUCGUUUAUGACCCAAAACAACGCAUUACUGCCAAGGAUGCCCUGAAACACCCGUGGUUCAAGGAGCCCAUUACAGAUGACGGGACUGAAGCUUUGCGAAUCGGGCAACAGUUGCAGCAGCGGAACAACGGUCAACAGCGUUGA
Messenger RNA from Aspergillus nidulans FGSC A4, 2249 nucleotides. Its product is annotated as protein lkh1. Gene Ontology annotation, molecular function: protein kinase activity; ATP binding; kinase activity. The transcript is spliced from 6 exons. The record is from RefSeq and is a predicted model, not a curated record. Bases 246 to 2249 code for a protein of 667 amino acids. Lineage: Eukaryota; Fungi; Ascomycota; Eurotiomycetes; Eurotiales; Aspergillaceae.